GAUAUAAAAUGUUUUGUGAUUUUAAGAAGGCUUAUUAUGGCGUUAGUGAAAAGGAAAAUAGCAAUAGCAUCUCAUUAAAUGAAUUUAUCAUUAUUGAUUUGAGGAAACAAAACGAGCGUCUCAAAACCACAGUUCAAGAUAUUACCAUUAAGGCCGAAUUCGGUGCUAAUGUCCCAGCUAAUACCAUGGCAUAUGCCCUACAGAUUUCGGAUCGGAUGUUUAACCUUCAGUCGGAUGGUUGUAGGUUUGAGGUUGUGUUAUCCACUCAUGCUGGAAAGCAGUUAUUGCUGUCAUCCUAG
Molecule: messenger RNA, 299 nt
Organism: Paraglomus occultum
Lineage: Eukaryota; Fungi; Glomeromycota; Glomeromycetes; Paraglomerales; Paraglomeraceae
Source: the annotation of a GenBank genome assembly